Molecule: messenger RNA, 1620 nt
Organism: Gracilinanus agilis (Agile Gracile Mouse Opossum)
Lineage: Eukaryota; Metazoa; Chordata; Mammalia; Didelphimorphia; Didelphidae
Gene: FHL1
Product: four and a half LIM domains 1
Exons: 6
Coding region: 168-1010 (280 amino acids)
Biological process (GO): muscle organ development
Molecular function (GO): transmembrane transporter binding
Source: RefSeq, a predicted model, not a curated record
CUCCAGGGGCACCGUUCUCCUUGUUGUAGUACGUCUUCCAGGCUGUGGCCGCCCCCUGACCUUCCUCCUCCGAGGGCCCCCCGCGGCAGCCCCAGCGGCGGCAGCGGCAGUGUCUUUCUCCCUCUCAGCCUCGGACCCAGGGUCCUGGAGGCUACACUGUGGGCACCAUGUCUGAGAAGUUUGACUGCCAUUACUGCAGGGACCCCUUGCAAGGGAAGAAGUAUGUACAGAAAGAGGGCCGUCACUGCUGUGUGAAAUGCUUUGACAAGUUCUGUGCCAAUACUUGCGUGGAAUGCCGGAAACCCAUUGGGGCUGACUCCAAGGAACUGCAUUACAAAAACCGCUAUUGGCAUGAUUCCUGCUUCCGCUGUGCCAAGUGCUACCAUCCUUUGGCCAAUGAGACCUUUGUGUCCAAAGAAAAUAAGAUCCUGUGUAACAAGUGCACUACUCGUGAGGACUCGCCCAGGUGCAAAGGAUGCUUCAAGCAAAUUGUUGCAGGAGACCAAAAUGUCGAAUAUAAGAAGAACGUUUGGCAUAAGGACUGCUUCACCUGCAGUAACUGUAAGCAGGUGAUUGGAACUGGUAGCUUCUUCCCAAAGGGUGAAGACUUCUAUUGUGUUACCUGUCAUGAGACCAAGUUUGCCAAGCACUGUGUCAAGUGCAACAAGGCCAUCACUUCUGGAGGCAUCACUUACCAGGAUCAGCCCUGGCACGGUGAGUGCUUCGUCUGUGCCACCUGCAGCAAGAAGCUGGCUGGACAGCGCUUCACCGCUGUGGAGGAUCAGUAUUACUGUGUGGAUUGCUACAAAUCCUUUGUGGCUAAGAAGUGUGCUGGGUGCAAGAACCCCAUCACAGGCUUUGGUAAAGGCUCCAGCGUGGUCAACUAUGAAGGCCAAUCCUGGCAUGAUUACUGCUUCCACUGUAAGAAGUGUUCCAUGAAUCUGGCUAAUAAGCGCUUUGUCUGCCACAACGAGCAGAUCUAUUGCCCCGACUGUGCCAAAAAGCUGUAACCAGGCAGGGGCCUCUGUCCUGGAAGAUGGAGCUUGAUUCCUACUCUGACAUGCUCUGUCACUUGGGUAGGAGCAAGACUUCCAAAACCCAAAUCACUAUUUUCUGCUUUUCUCUCAUUUUACACUUAAUGGCUUAUAAAAAGGUCCUUUGGUUUUAGGCAAUUGAACUCUGCAGUGAGCCCAUUUAAUAAAGCUUGCUACCAUAAUUUUGCUAGUUAAGUCUGAAGACAUAUUAUUCAGUAGACUUUAAGCUAUCCUUAAUAUGUAGGCUUUUAUGCAUGUUGCUAAUGAAGUCCUAACAUUUUAAAAAAUGUGGUUUGCCACAGCUACUGCAACGAACAAGUAACGUACCUCCUGAGCCCAUUGUGGAGAUCCUUAGGAAGGCCACCAUCUGCUUUAAUCUUCAUAUACCUGCUAGUGGCAUAUCCCCAAAUCUAGCUGUAGCGCAAAUCACUGGCUGCACCGUAAUCACUAAUGGAAGCUAAAGAGGGGCUCAGAUUCAUAACAUGAGAGGUUUUGCCUUGUGCAAGUAUCAUCUUAUCUCUCUCUCUCCCUCUUUCUCCCUUCCUCCCUCUCUUUCUCUCUCUCCCUCCCUCCCCACCCACCCCUC